AUGUCGCUCUCUGCACUCCGGCCGGUCCGACUUUCGCCUGAGCUCGUGCCGCAGCUGCCUGCCAGGCAUGUGCCACGAAGUGGCCCACACCAGGUCCUUGGGGAGACAUCCAGCGCAAGGUCGCGCGCAGGCACCUGCCUGCUCUUCCUCGCGGCCGCUGCCGCGAGCCGACGGCAAAGAGGCCUCAGGCGUCUGACGGCACGCCAGGCAACUGUUCAGGAUCAGUGGUUCGCCCGGCAGGCUGAGCAGAGGACUGCCUCCUCAGGAGAGCUUGCAGAGCGCGGCCUGGCUCUCUUGGACUCCGUGGAGGCCCCGGCGCGGACCCAGGAAGCCUUCCGCUACACAGAUUUGGAGGCGCUCCUCUACGGAUUGCCAGAGGAUUCCAGCGAUCCUCCUGAGGUGGACUUGGAAGCAAGCCUGGUUCCGAUGCUGGAGGACGACGAGGCAUAUCGGCUGGUGUUCGUGGAUGGUGAGCUGCAGUCAGGCCUGAGCCGCCUGCCCAGCAGCGAGGGGACCUUCCUGGGUGGGCUGGAAGACCUGCACGGGUCGGGUGGGGACACGAAGAGCCGGUUUGACGGCUUGCUGCAGCAGUUGCCAGAGGUGGACCUCUUCGAAGCCAACCCGAGAGACAGGCUGGGCUGCGCCAAGCUCGCGGCGCUGAAUCAGGCUAUCUUCAAGGAUGCUGCCUGUGUGGCGCUGCACGAGGCGGGAGUUGCCCCAGCACCGGAGAUGCAUCUGGACAUCGUGUUUGCCACGACGGGCGCGUGCGGCACCGCCCCACGAAUUGUGCUGGAUGUCGGAAGUGGGCAGAAGCUGAAGGUCCUGGAGACUCAUCUCAGCCUCUCAGAGUCUGACGAAGCGCUCUCCAACGGCCUCUGCCGCGUAGUCGCGGGAGAGGGUGCGGAGGUGGACCACGAGGUGCUCCAGCAGAAGGCUCCCAAAGCCCGCUGGGUGCAAUCUGUGAUGGCGGAGGUGGCCGAGGGCGCAUCGUACCGCCUCCGAUCGGUGCAGAGCGGCGCCCGGGCCGCGCGGCUGAAUGCCGCAGUGGCCCUGGGCGGGGAAAAGUCGUUUGGAGAGCUCACCGCCGUCAUGCUCGCCGACGAGAAGCAACAGCUGGACCUGCACUCCCUGAUCCACCACUCCGUGCCAUCCUGCAGGAGCAAGCAGCAGCACAAGAACCUCGUGGGCGGAUCUGCAGAGUGUAUCUUCAAAGGCACCAUCCGCGUGGAUGCCGAGGCGCAGCAGACGGAGAGCUCGCAGCUCGUUCGGUCACUUCUGCUGACAAAGAAAUCGAAGGUCAAGGCUAUGCCAUCGCUCCAGAUCCAGGCAGAUGACGUGACCUGCUCCCAUGGAGCUGCUCUCACGCAGCUGGACAAGGAUGAGCUCUUCUACCUGGCUUCACGUGGCCUGGACGGGCGCGACGCACGGAGGUUGAUGCUCACCGGUUUUCCCACCGAUCUCCUGGACGGCCUCAAGGACCUGGCACCCAAAGCCCAUCAGCGAGUCCUCGACAAGCUUGCCUCCAUGGCCGAGACCAGUGACCGCGAGAACCUGUAG
Messenger RNA from Symbiodinium natans, 1557 nucleotides. Lineage: Eukaryota; Dinophyceae; Suessiales; Symbiodiniaceae. The record is from the annotation of a GenBank genome assembly.